AUGUCGAUUCUGCAGGAGAAGCUAUGCAAAUCGAUUAUGUCGAAAAGUCCUGACCUUAUCAAAGCAAUCUUUGCUGACGAUAAAAUAAACAAGAAGGAGCGUGGAAGUCUGAACAAUAUUCUCAUACAGCUCAGAAAGUGUCUUUGCUAUCCGUUCAUGUAUAGCGAGGCGAUCGAAGAGAGGACGGCGGAUCAAAUCAAGAUGCAAGAGAACCUAGUAUCCGCGUCCGGAAAACUGAUGUUGCUUAACAUCAUGCUACCCAAGCUCAAGGAGCUUGGCCAUCGCGUAUUAAUCUUCAGUCAGUUCCUGAACCAAUUGGACAUCAUUGAGGAUUUCCUUAAUGGCCUUGGCUUCCAACACAGACGUCUUGAUGGCAAGAUCAAUAGCCAUGAAAAACAAAAGCAUAUUGAUACUUUCAAUGCCACAGACUCGCCUGUUUUUGCCUUUCUUCUAUCGACGAGAGCUGGAGGAGUAGGUAUCAAUCUCGCUAUAGCAGAUACCGUUAUAAUCCUAGACCCGGACUUCAACCCCCAUCAAGAUAUUCAAACCAUAUCCCGCGCACAUCGAAUCGGUCAAAAACACAAAGUUCUCUGCUUCCAGCUCAUGACGAAGAAUUCAGCUGAAGAAAAGAUUAUGCAGAUUGGCCGGAAGAAGAUGGCUCUUGAUCAUGUCCUGAUUAAGGCUAUGGACGAAGAGGGUGAGCCAGACGAUCUAGAGUCAAUCCUCAAGUUUGGAGCUUCUGCAUUGUUUAGCGAAGAUCAAGACAAGAAAGAUAUCAUACGCUAUGAUGAAGCCAGCAUCAAAAAGCUCCUUGAUCGAUCUCAAAUAGAACAGGCAGAGAUGGGACAAGACGAGUCAGCUGAAUCGACGUUCUCGUUUUGCCUGCCCGAGGAAAACGAGCCGAUUGUGAACCCGAACGUCUGGGAGGAAAUUCUUGCAGAACGCGAAGCUGAAGCAAAGCGAAUUGCAGAGCUAAACAAAGAAGUCCUCGGUCGUGGCGGUCGUCGACGUCAGCUGUAA
Molecule: messenger RNA, 1020 nt
Organism: Colletotrichum truncatum
Lineage: Eukaryota; Fungi; Ascomycota; Sordariomycetes; Glomerellales; Glomerellaceae
Product: Chromatin remodeling factor mit1
Biological process (GO): chromatin remodeling
Cellular component (GO): nucleus; chromatin
Molecular function (GO): DNA binding; ATP-dependent chromatin remodeler activity; ATP hydrolysis activity
Source: RefSeq, a predicted model, not a curated record